UAGGAGCACUAGUUUUAUUGAGUUUGAAAGCAUCAGUUGCCAGCCGCCAGYCGCCAGCCGCCAGCAAUAAGGGAUUUACAUUCUACAGACAUAUAAGCAUCCAAACAAUGAAAACACUCAUAACGGCGGUAUUSAUUUUCUUGGCCUGUCACCAUUUGACCGGCGCCUUCCUUCCUUCGCAGAGCGCUAUACAAGCUCCACGAAAAGUUACCCGACAAUCGAAUUAUGGACCUCCGACAACUGCUGCAUUURAUUUUCGGUGGGAUCCAUCAGUGCAACUUGGAUCGCAAUCGACAUUCGUUUCGACACAACUUUUGUCAUCUUCUGCAUCUGACAACACGGGUGACGGGGCGAAACAAGAAAACGAAGCCGAAAACAAUCGACUAGACACUAUCCUUGCUACUUUGACUUCGGCUUUUCCAUUUUUUGUACUGGGUGGAGCGCUAUUGGCGUUUUUUCGACCUUCUCUCUUUCUCUGGACCAACAAAGGKGAUCUCAUCACCCUAAUGCUUGCUCUUGUUAUGUGGGGCACCGGUUUGACCCUUACCAAGGACGACUUUACGGUAGUUUUGAAAAAUGAUCUCGYCUCKGUUCCCGUGGGAGUCUUGUGUCAGUUCRUCAUCAUGCCCAUGACAGCAUUUACUAUAGGUAGAACAUUGCUGCUCAAUGCAUCUGCAUCACACGGGAGCGCCUUGUUUUUGGGACUAUGCCUCGUGGGAUGUUCUCCCGGAGGAACCGCUUCGAACCUGGUAUCGCUCAUUGCCAAGGCCGACGUCGCUCUCUCCGUCAUGCUCACGUCUUGUUCUACGAUUUUGGCCUCGAUUGCAACGCCGCUUUUGGUCAAGCUUCUUGUCGGCAGCACUAUCGCCAUCUCGGGAUGGACGCUGUGCGCAGCUACAGCGCGUGUGGUGUUGUUGCCGGUGCUGUUGGGAAUGCUCGUCAAUGCUCAGGCACCCAAGUUAGCAAGCCGCAUCUCGCGUUUUACGCCUUUUGCUAGUGUCGUGCUGGUGGCCCUGAUWUGGUACGUAUCACACUCUGCAAUUGUUCUCCGAUUCGUUGUGACCAGGAACCAAUUCUGAUAGUAGACGUCGAAGCUAGCGCAGUCUCUCACAAACAUUAUUCUGGACGUUGUUCAUUUCCGAAUCAUUGGCAAAAUCGCAAACMCGAACUGGUUAUCAGUGGAGGCGUCGUAGCAGAAAAUGCUUCACUACUUGCCUCGACGAGUGGACGACUUAUUCCCCUUAUYGUGUCUUCCGUUCUUGGCCUUCACUCAAUAGGGUUUUUGGCUGGUUACCUCGUGCCCCGACGUGGUGCCGGCUUCGGGGAACGCACCUCUCGCACRAUUUCGAUCGAAACCGGCAUGCAAAAUUCGGCACUGGCGGUWGUUCUUGCGCGAUCGAUCGGUGCUCCCUCCAUUGCGAGUUUGCCUGGAGCACUUUCGGCCACGGCUCACUCUUGCAUGGGAAGCAUCUUGGCGGCCUACUGGAGGGGAGUUGAUAAGCGAAAGAAAGGCAAUUGAGAAAGUAGAAAAGGGGAAAACGACAGACAAAGAUAAUCACGUACGAUAAUGUCUCCUAAAUCAAAGUUCACAUGUAAA
This is a messenger RNA of Pseudo-nitzschia multistriata, 1597 nucleotides long. NCBI's taxonomy places the organism in Eukaryota, Bacillariophyta, Bacillariophyceae, Bacillariales, Bacillariaceae. The record is from the annotation of a GenBank genome assembly.